CGUCUCCCUUUCUGCAGGGGAUCCGGAAGACUGUCUUGUGAAUGAUUGACAGGUAAACGUCAACAGACGUGAUUGAGAGACAUGUCAGUGCCAUUCCGGAAAGAGUUGGAGAAAUACAGAAACAUCAACGAAGAUGAAAUUCUGAACAAACUCUCUGAGGAUGAACUAAAACAGCUAGAGAAUGUCCUUGAUGACCUAGAUCCAGAGAAUGCCCUUCUACCAGCUGGCUUUCGACAGAAAGAUCAGACCAGUAAACCUGCUACGGGACCUUUCGAUAGAGAACGACUAUUGUCCUACUUGGAGAAAGAAGCAUUGGAGCACCAAGACAGACCAGAUAUUGUACCCUUUACUGGAGAAAAGAAAGGAAAAGCGUUUGUGCCUAAGGAGAGACCAAUAGAGACCCACACAGAAAAGAAGGUGACUCUGGAUCCAGAAUUAGAAGAAGCCCUGGCCAGCGCCUCUGAUACUGAGCUGUAUGAUCUAGCAGCUGUCCUCGGAGUUCAUAACUUGGUCAACAACCCUAAGUUUGAUGAAGGAACCACCGGUCAAGAUGGCAAAGGAAUUGUGAAAAAUGUUGUUAAAGGUGAAAAGGUCAAGCCUGUUUUUGAAGAACCGCCUAACCCAACAAAUGUUGAAGCCUGUUUGCAAAGAAUUAAGGCAAAUGAUCCCACUCUCCAAGAAGUCAAUCUCAACAACAUAAAGAACAUCCCAAUUCCAACUCUUAAAGAGUUUGCAAAGGCUCUGGAAACCAAUAACCACGUGAAAAAAUUCAGCCUGGCAGCUACUCGAAGCAACGACCCUGUUGCAAUGGCUUUUGCAGAUACGCUAAAAGUAAACAAGACACUGAAAAGUCUAAAUAUAGAAUCCAAUUUUAUCACUGGGACAGGCAUCCUUGCUUUGGUUGAUGCUCUGAAAGGAAAUGAAGUACUGACAGAAAUCAAAAUUGACAAUCAGAGACAACAGCUUGGUACAGCAGUGGAGAUGGAGAUUGCUCAGAUGUUGGAGGAGAAUUCGCAGAUUCUCAAAUUUGGGUACCAGUUUACAAAGCAAGGCCCAAGAACCAGGGUAGCAGCUGCCAUCACUAAAAAUAAUGAUCUAGUUCGCAAGAAACGAGUGGAAGAACGCCAUUAGCCUUGUCUCUGAGGAUGUGAAGGAAGAGAAGGAUUUCAUCAAAAUCUCAUAAAAUUUACUGAUUUAAAGGGAAGAUACUGGAAAGGCUUUAGAACGAGACUGCUCAUGUUCCAUUACCUCAAUUCAUCCUUUCUUGUUAUUUCAACACCAUAAUCCAGCCUAAUUUUCUUUUUCCCAGCAAUCAACAAUCAUGCUCUGAAUUCAAGAUGUUCUGAAUGGAAGACCAGCCGAAACUUGGUGUCAAAACGGGGAGAGCUGCAAGUUAGUCUUUUCUCUCCCUUCCAUGAGUGAUUAGGAAAUAUUCCUGCAGGUCCACUGAAACAAGUGGGAAUUGUUUAGUGGAUUGUCCUUUCUAUUUUGUACAAAUCACCACCUUGUCUUGACUCAUAGUAAGCCUAGGUUUGCUCUCUGUUUCCUGUUAUCUUUGUACGGCUAUGUGCAAAUUGUAAAGAAAGGGACCAAGGUCAUUUUAAAACAACUUGUCAUGCCAAGGUGGAACUGUUCUCAUACCAGCACACUCUGCCAAACAAAUCAAUCUUCAAAUUCCACAAGACUACAAUGUGCCAUAAGCUAGACAGUAGAUAUAUUGCAAAAUAUUGCUUCUGGAGCAGAUAACUCGAGACAAAUCUCACAAUAGGCUUUGUUAAUACCAAAUUAUAAUUUUCAAUAACCUUAUCUUAGAGCACACUGUAGGAUCUAACGGUCAGGACGGAUUCACAUAAAAUGAACACCAUAAUGUAAUUUUCUUAGUACUCAUUUCGUACAUGUGUAAACAUGCCCAGUAUAACAUAGUGUUAUGUGUGAACGAAGCCAGUAAGGACUCAUUUGACAAACCACGGAUUAAAAAUUCUGAAUUAACACUAUGCCUAAAUGCAAUGCCAGACAAAAUUGGAACUGCAAUACGUUAGCAUUCUUUUUUCUUUAUAUUUAGCAACUCAUGCUUUAGCUGUACUUAACUUUCAACAUUGACUGGAUCCUUCUAAACGUAGAACAAAUCCUCUAAGGAAAAUAUGCUAAUUUAUCCAUGGCACAGAAUAAUAAUUAGCACAACCCACAGCUUGAAAAUCUUUCUCAGUCAUGGCUUCUGAUUUUAGCUUUCUGGCUGAGUGUAAAUCAUUACUUAGUUAAAUUAGUCCUAGCCAUGCUUUGCCUUGAUAUGAACUGAGAUAUUAAACUACAUACUGUAUAGGGUGAACAAACUCAUUCUCCAAAAUAAGGAGUCAUCAAGGGAAUCAUUAUGUUUCCUGUACAUAAAUAUGAAGACACUGGCUAUAAGUUAAAUCACUUCUCAGUGGAGGGAUAUUAAACUGAAAGCAAUUCCAUGUCACCAUUCCAGGCAUGAGAAAGCCUCAUGAAUCCAUCUUGCAUGAUUGCAAGGACUGUUGACUAUGUGCUCACAUAUGUUACUAUUAGGUGAGCCAGUUUCCUAAUAUAAUUUGCCAACUUAAAAUAGCUUCAGAUGACCUUUUAAGUUAUUUGUUGAUGUGUGUAUAUGUAUUAAUAGGAGGCCAAAAUAAUUACCGACAACCCAUUUGAUGUAUAUAAAUGUUCUAAUAAUAAUGUUGUGUUUGUCAAAUUGCUUUUAAGGUGGUUUUAAUUUCUGAAACUAGACAUUUGUUAUUACUAUUGGCCACUGGAUUCAGUGAUUCUUAGAUAGUGAAGAUUAAACUCAUCAGUCACUACGGGAGAUUGGUGAGAGAGACAUUUCAUAUCCAUGUCACCUAGGAAACAAAGUCUUUGAAAUGGAUUUAUUCUCAGGUCAGAAAACCCCACAUUCCAACUUUAGUUAUCAGGUUACAAAAGAAAACCAUUAGUGAACAAUGGAUAGCACAAAAGGAAAAGGGAAUUCCUCACUACAGUUUCCUGAAUAAGACAACAGAAUGCCAUUAAUGGGACUCCCUUCUAUAGAUUUUGAGAUCUGCUCUUUUGGUUAAAAAUGGUUAAAAAUAUUUAAUGCCAUACAUGUAUUAGACUGGGGAAAAAUAGAUGGGAAAAAAGUGACUCUCACUGUGCAGAAAUUUAACAAUAGUUAUUAUUAAAUAAUAAUAGUAAUGAUUGAUGUGAAAAUCCCACAGAACGUGAAAAAAGCCUUGAGAACCUCUGCAUAAAUGCAGUGUUAGCAUUUAGUUCCACAAGAUCUUCCUUGUGCUUUUAAAAUUCACUGCAACUGAAAUGCAUCACAGUAUUAAAGAGCAACUGGGAGAAUAACCAGUAAGUGACUCACUAUUGUGUCUGUAAUAGUUGGAAAGAAGUACUUAACUAAGAUUACCACUAAUUUAAAUAAUUUUUUGUUUUUAUUUUCCUCAGUAUAAUGCCAUUUGGAUGUCUUUUCCAAACCCCAGUAAACGCUUGACUAUCUCUAUAGCCGGGCAUAAAAAUACAUUUUAAAAUAAAAUGCAUUGUUAUUUAUAGCUAUGUAAAUUAGCUUUAAAAAAAGAAACUACAGAUUUUCUGCCUGCAAAUUUCCACCCAAUGUAUGGCAAAAAUAAUUGGAAAAUAGCUGUUUGCACAAGUUGAAUCAUUAGUAAAAGGGUAUGUGUAUACUACUACAUUAAAAACAUACCUAUUCAGAAAGCACAACUUCUAAAAAAUGUUCCCAAAUCCCAUUUUCAUAUAGUCCAACCCAAAGAUUUCCAAGAAUGUCAUCUGAAAUCAUUUUUAGAAUCAUUUUAAAAAUACCGCAUGGAAAAUUAGGUCUCAAAUCAUUUGAUAAUGACAUACUUAAAGAUGGAUGUUCCCAAGACCAUAACACAUUCUUUUCUUUCUUUCCCAGCUUUGACAGAUUUUUCCACAUCAUAAUUUAAAUGUCUGUUCAUUGAUGUUUCUUCAUUUCAGAAAAAAAACCAACAUCAAAAUCAUUUUAUUAAUUCAACUUGCAGCCUUAUUAAUCCUUCUACCCUAGAGUUGUCUGUCUUUAAAUGUCUAAAUAAUAUAGAUAUGACUGCCAUAAAAAAGAGGCAUUCACUGGGUUGCAUGAGAAGAUAAGAAUGUCCUUGUCUUGAAUAAUAUCUGCUUCAACAUACAUGUGCAUCCUUUGAAAACAAAGUUGGGUUUUUUUUCUUGGGAAGUAUUUAUCAUAUGUAACUUCCAUCAUACCAUCAUCACUCAUGCAAAUAUUACUGAUCAGUCACAGCUUUAGAACAGAGUACUGUAACUACUAAUAAAUUAGAAAGUUAUUUUAA
Messenger RNA from Pantherophis guttatus, 4313 nucleotides. Its product is annotated as tropomodulin-2. Gene Ontology annotation, biological process: myofibril assembly; muscle contraction; pointed-end actin filament capping. Gene Ontology annotation, cellular component: myofibril; striated muscle thin filament; cytoskeleton. Gene Ontology annotation, molecular function: tropomyosin binding. The record is from RefSeq and is a predicted model, not a curated record. Lineage: Eukaryota; Metazoa; Chordata; Lepidosauria; Squamata; Colubridae.